Messenger RNA from Topomyia yanbarensis, 1347 nucleotides. RefSeq lists its product as uncharacterized. Lineage: Eukaryota; Metazoa; Arthropoda; Insecta; Diptera; Culicidae. The record is from RefSeq and is a predicted model, not a curated record. Gene Ontology annotation, molecular function: nucleic acid binding. The transcript has a single exon. Bases 1 to 1347 code for a protein of 448 amino acids.
AUGAUACCACACUUCCAGCGACUGAAAAAAGACUGCCAGAGCAGAAAGCGAUUAGUCCGGACCAUUUGCGCCCACCACCCCAAAAACAACCGCCGAGCAGCGCUGAACGUCGGACGAUCUCUUAUCCACGGCAGAAUCUACGGAAUCGAGAUGACUUGCCGGAACCUAGACGGACUCUCAGACAUCCUCGGGCCCUUAUACCACGGAGCGGUGCGGCUAGCCUCCGGUCUACUACCAAAUACCCCGGCCGAAGCUGCCUGUGUAGAGGCAGGAGUACUACCCUGCUGCUGGGAAACAGCCAGGAUGGCCUUCAGAAGAGCACUGAGCUUCCUGAAGAAAACUUCGGGCGACGAGUGCCCCCUUCUCACCACCGUCUCCAACCUGCACCAGGAGUUCACCAGCAACGACCUCCCACCCAUCGCUCGUCUACACCGGGUGAGACCGCGGGCCUGGUACGACCCCGGACCCAACAUCGACGACAGCCUUGCUCGCACUAUAAAAGUUGGCGACCACCCCAGCAGCAUACUAUUUAAAUAUAGACAGCUAAUUAACCGAAGAUAUUUACAUCACACUAAAAUCUUUACCGACGGUUCCAAAGCGAACGACGGUGUAGGAGCGGGGAUCAACGGCUUGGGGAACGGGCUCUCCUUCCGCCUACCUCCCUCCUGCUCAGUUUUCUCGGCGGAAGCGGCCGCCAUUGCAGUGGGAAUGAUCAAAAGACCCACCGAUACCCCGACGGUCAUCUUUACAGACUCGCUCUCGGUCCUGAGGGACGUCGCUAGCGGGACCUCCAAACAUCCCUUCGUUCAGGCCAUCGAGACAUUUCGAGACCCACUGGUUACCAUCUGCUGGGUCCCGGAUCACAGCGGCAUUAAGGGUAACACAGAUUCCAACCGGUUAGCCCUCAUCAGCAGACGGGCCCGGACCCGGCUCCCUAAUGAAACUCCAACCAUUGACAUCAUCAGGGAAUUCAACAUUAGCUUGCAGAACGGAUUCACCAACCACUGGCGGAGUUCUCGAAAUCACACCCAAAAAAUCAAAGGCUCAGCCGACACCUGGACCGACCGAGACAGCCAGGGGGAACAAAAAAUACUCUCCCGACUCCGCGUGGGGCACACACGAGUAACUCACGCACACACCGUGUCCAGCGAGCCCGUCCCAGAAUGUGCCACCUGCAACACCCGGCUCACCGUCGAACACCUGCUGUGCAACUGCCGAAAACAGGAGGAUCCACGGCGUCAGUACGGCCUGACUGGCCCGAUACGGGACAUCCUAUCCAACGACCCGGUUCGGGAGGAGGCACUCCUCCUCUUCCUAAAAGACGCCGGCUUAUACGAUAGCAUUUAA